Venturia canescens is the source of this 9318-nucleotide messenger RNA. Its product is annotated as WD repeat-containing protein DDB_G0292056-like. The record is from RefSeq and is a predicted model, not a curated record. The transcript has 7 exons. The coding region runs from base 508 to 4947 and encodes 1479 amino acids. Lineage: Eukaryota; Metazoa; Arthropoda; Insecta; Hymenoptera; Ichneumonidae.
ACUCGGCCGACGCGGGUGCAGAACGGAGCGUUUGUUUUCCCUACCUCGUACGAAGGAAUAGAGAUAGAUAUUCUAGAGAGACAAAUAGAUAUUCACGUAAGGGCAGAAGGAAAGAAAGAGAGAGACGAGAACUCGAGUUUCACGGGUCAACGAGAUUAUAAAAAGAAAGAUAAAACCGCGAGAGCGAGAGUAGAAAAAGGCUCAAUCUCAGAGUGCUGCGAAGUAAUAAAACCCAUUGACGAUAAUAUCUAAAGGAAUAGAAAGAAAAAAAUUAUUUUCAAAACAUGCAGUCGCUAAGGUAGUGCGGGCUCUCAUCGAAAGUACGAGAUGUCGUACGAGGGAUUGCCGACUCGUUGAAGUAACUGAGAGAGAGAACGAGGAAUAGAUAAAAAAAAGCAAUAACUCAAAAAGGUGAUAAAAAACGAUAUUCAACGAGAGGUAUUUGGAAGACGAAGACGAGAAAUAGAACGAGCGGGGGAGUGAGACCAGGACGGUCUCCUCCGAGUAAUGGGGAAGGGUUACAAACGAAAAACCCGAUGGAGAACACUCGACAUCGGCGCUCCACCGGGCGAGGAAGACGAGGAGGACGGAAAACGAAAUGGCUACAUAAAAGGGCAGGAAAGUAAAGGGGGCCUGAAAAACGGGCAAGUUGUACACAAAACUGGCCGUACAGACUCAGCGGGAAGUUCAACGAGCGAUUAUGCGAGCGAUUACGCGAGCGCGGUCUCGAAAUCGAGGCGCGACAAGUCACGGGGGGGAACCAUGGCGAGCCAGCCUAAAAUCAGAUUCAACGAAAAUGAGUACACGAGGAUCACGACGCCGCGGCAAGAUGUACUUUUCAAAAAGGGAUACUUCUCGAGCAAAAAAGUAUGGGCGAGCACCGCCAGUAUGAGCGCAACACCCUCCACGACCGAGAGCCAAUCCGCUUCACACUCCACCGCAGAUGGUAGCGAAACGACCGAGGACCAACAACUCCUGGACUGCACCGCCACGGAGUAUCCAACGAUGAUGGACCCCGGUGUCCAAGUUACAUACGGCACUUUUUACGACCACGCCAGCGGUUACUAUUACGAAUAUCCGGUGAUGGUGUUCGGUCCCGAGGGCGCUGUCCCAAACGGGCCUCCGAUGCACGACGUACUGACCGCCGUUCCAUGCGGACCAGUUCCACUCCGUCCAAUAAAAUGGGUCAAUCCUGCAUUCGUUCCAAAAUACGUCAACGAACAGUACGGGGUCGUGGAUUAUCAGGUGAAGUACGGCCGAUCCUACGACUCUGUACACGAUCACUCGUCCGUAUCUUCUUCUACUUCUACUUCUUCUACUACUUCCUUCUCCACGACGUCUACGGCGCAAAUUGGCCAAUAUCCAGCAUUGGUGGACGGGAACGAAGCUCCUCUGGCAGGACAGACCGAGAAUUCGAAUGGCAGCUACGAGGCUUAUCAGGAGAAUGGUACCGGCAGUGCAAGUUGUACGGACAGCGUUGGUGACGAGGAACAACAAACAGGGAACAACGCCGAAACGCAAAACGGAACGACGGAGGCUUCGUUGACCGACGAAACCGAGGAAAUUGCUCAAGCCCCGGUCAAUUCCGAGGCUUAUCUCGAAACCGCAUUGGCACAACAACUCCACGUUACUCAUGCACCCCUCGUUCCACCGCCACCCCCGUUAUACGUAUAUCCCGGUCACUACAUGUUUGGCCCGUCGUUGGUCAACGUCAACGGCGUCACGAUACAGAGUGGUGGACCGAUCGUCCGGAAUCCCGCUAUGAACGGAGCUCCAACGAACAACGGAGCGUGGUCCAAACGGAAAAAGAAGAAAAGCUUCAGUAGAAGAAAAUGGGGACAACUUGUUGGUCCGGAAAUGAUGGGCGAAGAUGUCCGGCCGGAGGGCAUAAACGAGACGGACGGCAUCGGAAACGGAUCGAUGGGUCCAUCGUACGGUGAAUUCGUCGUUGGAACGAGUCACAGUCGAGUGUUGAAUCCGGAGUGUCAAGAAUUCCGGCCUGUUACGGAGCUGCAAACGUCGAUUACGGGUAUCGAAGCUCGGAGCUCGGAUGACGUGGUCGAAAAUGGUGAAGAAACGAGAAAUCGUUCGGAGUUGUCAUCGAGCGUAGAGAACGGAGGGGAAGAUAAGAAAGUUGUUAAAAGCUCGUUGGAAAAAUCAGAAUCGAAUGUGGAUCCGACGACGACGACGACGACGACGAUGCUCGAGGAGAAUACGGAGGCAGAAAGAGACGCGAAAAACGGCGGUACGACCCUCGAGGCUGAGGCGCACCAGGAGUCAGGCGUGUUGAAAAACGGCGAAAAUCUCGUAUCGAGAAAGAGCGAAGAGAAAGAAGGAGCGCCGGUCGAUUUUGCGGCGGAGGUAUUCGCGAACGUUAGUAUAAUGGCGGAACGAGCGUUAGCUCGACACGGCGUGGUCGAGGGAAUGCUGAUGGAAACGGAAAUCGGUUUGGAUGCGACGUCAGUCGAUUUCGAGAAAAUCGUUGAGAAAAUUGAGUCCCGGGUGGACGAUAAUUGCCAAGAGGACAAAGACGUACCGAGAAACGGCCUGAGAUUGGAGAGAUUGAACGAUAACGAAGAGACGGUGCCAAAUGGGGUGGACGGGGAGCGAAUGACGAGCGAGAAAAGCUCUCCGAACGAUUUGUCGACGGACUCUCUGGAGAUGACGACGUUCUCCACUGCGAACGAGAAGCAUAAAACAACGAAAGAAAAGCGUGGCUCAAGAUCGGCGAGUCCCGGUACGAUAAAUCGCACGACAACCCCGAUCAAUGCGAAUUCUCAAAGACUACCAAAGAGCUACGAGUCCUUGGUGACAAGGAGCACGAGCGAUACCUCCUUCUCGUCGAACUCGAGCGUCAACCAGACCCGCAAUCGCAAAUACAGCGCGAAAACACCGAAAUUCGUGAGAGAGCCGACACCCGGUCCUGACCUCGACGAGCUUCAAACGAACUGCGUCCAAGUCGUCGAAGAAAGAAUUGCCAACAACGGCCUCGUCAAAUCCGAGAAUGCCACGAGAAAUUAUCACCGUAGCUUGGAGCACGAUGCAAAUGGACGUGAAGCAAUUGCGACCGGUGAAGAAGCCCUCGAGAACGAACUCCAAAGAUACAGUCUCUCCACCAAUGAAGGUUCUUGCCAUUGGAGAAAAUCUGGAAAUGCCGACGCCUCGAACGACGACUCCGGUAUCGAGAGUCAAAGCAGAUUUUCCUCGUCGGAACAUCCGAUCACCGACGCCGUUACCGAAUGGCUUCAACGCGCCAACUCGCCGGAAAUGUUUGUAACCGGGAUUGGAACAUCGACGAGCGAGCCGGAGGAUGACGAGCUUGAAAACGACGAGCCGCCAAAAAACUUGGAAGGCAACCCCAUGCCUGCACUAUCUGCUAAUAGCGCCAACGCGAACAACCAAAAGUUGUCGCGUUUGGCUAGCUACGGUGAAUUCGCGGAUUUCCUUGACGCUCCUCAAGUAACAACGAGCAGGAGCGACGAAGACGCUAAAGAGAAUCAUGAAAAACCAUCGUUUAACACCACCGAAAAUCUCGACAUUACGAGCAACAACAAAUCCUCCAUUUCCAGAGCAAAGAAACGCAACGACGGCGCAAGAAAAGUUGAAACUCUGAAAAACGCUUCCACCGAAGCGUCUGACGAGGCCGCCGAUGCGCGAGGAAACGUCGAUGUUGACGUCGAAGCUGCGAGACAACGAUUGCUCCAAAUCAGCAGCACUGCCGAGAGUGAUAACGACCGUAUGAUUCACGAAGUGUGCGAAUUGACCGAGAACGAUAGCGUUGCGGGUAUGAGGGUUGCCAAAAGCUCUCGGACGAAGGAGAACAUACCGUCGGUUGCGACGAGUACGAGGAACAACGAAGAGGCGUUUAAUGAGGAGAGUCUCAAGACAAAAACGACUUCGGAUUCGAGCAAUACGAAGAAAAUAACAGGCUCGACCGAGGAAGGAGCGAAGCUUAAAGUCGGAGCAAAAACGAAGAAGCGUUUGAGAAAAAAUAAUAAAAAGAGUAAAAAUACUGUGAUUUCUAGUCGUGACGUGCCGGUAGAAAACGUCGAGAUUAAAUUACGAAGAAUACCGGGGGAGGAUGAGACGACACCCGAGGACGAAGAGAUGAGGAUUCGAACUUUUGAGAAGGGAGAAAUCGUUGUUUCGAACGAAGGUAAAAUACUUCCGGUUGAUAAUUACGAGCCGAUACUCUUCAAAGCAACGGAUUCGAGCACAAGCGAUUGUGGCAUGAUCGAGGAGCCGAUUAAAUUUCGAAAAAUCACGUGCGAAAAGAGUUUGAGAAGUGAGAGAGACGAGGAGGAGAGUACUUCGGAAAAUGCGAGCAAACGAAAUUCCCUCGGGAGUAUCGAAGAGCCGGAUGUGCUCGAGUGUUGGGAAAUCGAAACGGUGGAGCCGAUCGUGACGCCCAAGAGGGUUCAGACCCGUGGCAGAUCGUUCGAGGGCGAAGACGCUGCCGAGGACGAUAACAACAACAACAACAACAACAACAACAACAACAACAUAAGCAACAACAGUAACAACAACAAAAACGAUGGUUCAAGCGGCAUGGAAAUCGUUAGGAGAUAUUAUCGUCUCGAAGCAAUGACAACGAGCAUCGACGAUCUCUGUCUAAGCGAUAAUUCCAAUAAUAACGAUAUCAAGAAGAGUUCUAUCCUCGAUAACAACGAUCGCAUGUUCAGCAGUAUUUCCAGCGACGACGUUCCCGUUAUUGGCGAUAAGAUGAGCAAAAUCGUCGAGUCGAUGCUCGAGAAUUCUGGUCUACCGAUCGAGGAAGCCAUCGAAGCUUACGAAAGUUGUUACGGCAGUGGGGACAAACAACAGCAACAACAACUGCCACGUUACCUCGGCUUCGACCCAAAAUUUCGCAUUCGUCGUCUCUACGGACAAGACCCCGAAAGAGAAGGUGCUGUGCCGUGCAAAGCUGCCUGUUGCAAUAUACAAUAAAAACAUUGCAACCAACAAAACUGCGGUACAUCGACAAAAAGUUCGAGCUAAAACGAAAACACGUUGAAGAAUAAUAUUUUAGGGUAUUUCAUUAACGAAUUGUCCUUCUCCAUCGUACCAUUAUUUCAUUUGUCAUCAUACUCGUAAUAUAACCGUGAAAAUCCAUUAUCACGAGAUCAACGUUACGAACUAGAGAGGAGGAAAGAACCACCGGCAGGACGAACAUACAUGAAAACGAAAAUUCAGCAAGUUUUUUUUUGUCGUUAUCGUUGUACAAAAAAAAUCCCCAAGGCCGUCCCCUUUCGAAAAGCAACGUGCGUCGAGAAUUCGAAACAGAAAUAUAUAAAAAACAAAAAAACGACGUUCAAAUUCACUCACAACACGCGAAUACGAUAACAAACACGCUCAGCAUCCGAAUAUCGGGUACCGACCCCGGAGCUCUCGUUAUCCAAAAGCUCGUCUAAAAAAAAGAACGAAAAAAUCUUGCAAAAACGGAGAAUAGUUUAGAAGAUUCCGGACGAUCGGCGGUGUAGCGAAGCACGACGAGAUGCUGAGUUUCACUAACCGUCGGGUCGUCGGUUAAACGAACAACAUUAAAUACAAAAAUAUCGUUGCUCUCGAAACAGUCGAAAUGUGUAUUUCGAGCUUUUACACAAAAAUCAUAUGCAUAAAUAUCAUACAUAUAUAUACACACAAACACAUUGUUACUCAUCGUUGUAAAUAGCCUUGAAAACGAAGCGCAGGUGAAGGAAAACAAAAUGGAAAAAGGCAGGAAAAAGAAGAGAAGUAAGAAAAAACUAUGAUGUUUUGGAGAAACCUUCAGGAGCCAAAGUGAAGAGACAAACGUCGAGAUUAUCACGUUGCUAUUGUGAUGUUUCUUAUAACAAUUAUUAUUAUUAUCAUUAUGAUUAAUAUUAUUCUUAUUAUUGCUAUUAUUACAAUUAUCAUUAUUAUUACUGUUACAAUUAUCAUUAUGCAAAUUUGCAUAGACAAGAUCGAGUGUGCGAGAGGACCUGGAGAACCUAAGAGGAUAAAAGGGACACGAGGAACUUGGCAAGAUGGAAAUUCAGGGAUGACAAAAUGUUAUGGUUAUUACGAUGGUCGCUAAUGGGGCUUCGUUGAUAGAAACGUGAUUGAGACAUAUUUUUUAUGUGCCCUUUACUUGAACCGUUUGAGAAGAAGAUCGUUGAGAAAAAAAAAUAGAAAAAUAGUAAAAAAAAGAAAAAAAAAAAGAAGAGAAAUAAAGCAAGCAUUAAAUAACUACGAAAAAAAGGUGUGCAGGAGAGGUGGCUAGAAAUGUUAUAAAAAGGUACGCUUUCGAGUUGCGAACGUCUUAAAUGACACGAAGAUAAUAAUCCUUUUCAGCAUUAUCGUUUUGCGGCGCAUCACGUGUGUUAUAGUAAUUGGCCUUUGCUCAGGAAAAAAAAUAAAUAAAUAAAAAAGAGUAUGCACUUCCGGUUGCGAAUAUAUUGUGAGAGUGCGUACGCUGACAUAUAGAUUUACAUGAAAAUAAAUAUACGAACAAAAAAUAUAUAUAUAUCGACAUAUUAUCGAAAAUGUAUCGAAAUAUAUCGAUAUAUUUGUAAUGUAGAAUGUAUUUUAAGUAUUGCAGCGGCAUUGUUUGAACAAAUAGUUGUAACGAUAAUUUGAAUGAGUUAAAGGGGAGAGGGGAGAGGGAAAAGAAACGCGAAGUUGAGGCAAAAUAAACGGAAAUUAAUGACGUUACGACGAAGGUACAGAGAAAAAAAGCUCCUACAAAUGAAUAAGUGGUGCACGAGAUUGCGCGGAGUCGUUGAAAUGAAGUUAAUAGAGCGUACACGAGUUAAUAAUGUACAAUUAAGUGAGAAUUCAAUAAAAAUAAGUAAAAAAAAAGAAAAAAAAAGAAAAAUUCAACUAGAUGCAUGAUCAAGUACACGGAACUCAGAAAUUAAUGAAAUUAAUGAAGUUCAACGUAGAAGCUGACGUAAACGAGUUGCAAAUAAUGUAGUUAUUCUAAAGGAGCAUGUGAAAGAGAGCUGUGGGGGAAAACGAGCUCGCAAGACGAAAAAUCGAUUUAUCGUGAUUGAUCAUCAAUCGUUCGAAUACUUUUCUUUUAAUUGUUUGUGCAUAAAACAAAGAGUUGAUUACUCAUUAUUUCGAGAUAUUUAGUUAACAAUUUUUUUUGAGAAAGGAUAAAUUUAAUGAGCGUUCGAACGAGACUGAUGUCGACGAAAUAAAUCCGUUUUUCUCGACGCGAAGCGACAAGCAGCGAGGUUAAAGUGUCGUGAGCUUGUUCAGCGACGAUCGUUUGCAGCCUGACAGAGCAGGGCCAAGUAGCUUUGAGAAUUGAAAAAAUACAUUUUCAACCGUACGAACGAACCUCGCUCGAUGGCGUUGAUGAAAUUAUCGAGGUUUUAUUGUUUUAUAGACUUGAAACGGAAGCGGAACGAAUGUGAAUUUCUUCGUAAUAACGUAGAACAAGAAAUCAGUGCUGGAAUGAAAAAGAAAAUCUAUCAAAACGUUACGACAGUUAUAAAGAACGAACACCAAAGUUUUUCCGUAGACUAAUGUAGUGUUACGAUUUCCGUGUAUGCUCACAAAAAAACCAACAACCGACACACAACAAGUAGUUAUUCAUUUCAGUAGUUCGUUGCUGAAAAUCGUGGGGGAAAAGUGAAAAAAACACACACACACACACACACACACACGAAAAAAAACAAAAUAUGAUAAGAAUCACCUCAGGUCGCGAGUGAGACGAGAAAUGAGAAGAAAAAAAAGAUGGCACAUCACGUUACCACGAAGUUGUAUAUCCCAUAUCCACGCUAUAAAUACCUCAUUGAAAAGUAAAUAAAAAUACAAAUAACAAGUGAAACGAAAAAAGAAACGAGUAAAAAGUUAUGUAAAUAAAACAGCCGCGAUCAGCAGAACGCUCGGUGGGUGCACGUGAAUUCCGGACGAAAGAAAAAAAUCUUUAUGAAGAAAAAAAACACGAAAAAAGCAGCCAAUUAGUUAUGAGAAUAGAGCGAAGCUUGUCAAAAAAAAAAGAAAUCUCCAAGGCCGAAACGAUCCGAAGUAAGACGAUUGUCACAACAAAAAAUAUUGAAAGAACAAAACAAUGGAAAACACCCACACACACACACACACACACACAAACCAGAAUGUGCCAGGGCCACUAUAAUGCACGAUCAAGAGAUCUUACGAGUUAACCGAACUUCCUCAUGUGUUCAAUCGUAAACAACAAAACAAAAGUAAAAAAAAAAAAAAAAAACAACUACGUCAAAGAUAAAAGACGUACUGAUUUGCAACAAAAAUGUUUAAGGAGCGAAUUAAAUGAAGGGGGAAAAUAAAAAAUAAUGAAAUAAUAAGGAAUGGGGAAGAAAGCACUAAGUUUUAAAAAAACAAAUAUAUUAUGUACUAUAUUAUCGCUAUUACUAAAUGCGCUUUGCAUUAAUGUGUGUGCCUUAUUCUGUGGCGGCCAUUUUCGUAAUCCUUUUCCAAGCGGCGAUCAUCUCUCCUCGUCUCGUUUGACAAAUGAAAGAGAAAAUAAAUAAAUAAAAAAAAAGUGCGAAGGAGAGAAUAAUGAGGAAAGAAAGUGAUGAGCGAAAGAGAAAAUGGAGGCGAAGAAGAGUACUAACACAUUGCGACCACAGGAAGAAGGAUAUGAUGUAUACAUUUGAACAUUGAGCGGAAAAGACAUAAAGUACACUGGCGGGGGACUUUUAUUAAAUAUCUUAUUAUUUCGAUUUUUGUUUGUUUGAAUUUCAUGAUUUUUUUUUCCAUUUUUCUCUUUUUUUUUUUCUCCGCAUUUCGGAAUACCCAAGUCCGAAGAACGAGAUCGAACAUUUUCAUUUAAGGUUAAGCGUACGCUACAAUUCUUAUGUAUAUACAUGUAUAAUCACAUAUACUAAUAAAUAAUAAUAUUCAUAAUCAUAUUUUUAUUUAUUUCAAGUAUAUAUGAGUAUAUAUCUAUACACAUAUUUUCUCUUUAUUUCAACUGAUAUAUCACGAUCAUAUAUAUUUAUGUUCCUACCGUAUAAUUGAAAGCAUUAUACCAAACAUUGUAUUCACGAUCACACAUUUAAACACACUCGUUGUUAUACUUGUUAAUCAAACUUUUAACCAUUUAAAAUGGGGCAAAAGACAAAAAAAACAAUAUGUUAUCACGAAAAAAAAUGAAAAAAAAAAAAAGAAAAGUAAUAAAAUAAUAACAAAUAAGAGAAAUCGAAUAACGAAGAAGACGAAGAAAAAAAAUAAUGAAACACACCGAUACAUCCAACUCGAGUCACGUUACUGUACAAUUAUACUGUUAGUUGUAUUGGUGUAAGAGUAAAUGUACUUCAAUUCUGUCGUGUAAUUGCUUAAAGAAUAAGAAUAAACAUAGGUUCGAUUUGA